ACCACUACCGUGGUAGCAGCUGCUUAACUUUGCCCACCGGCCACCGUUCAGGGGCCAUUAAUGGCGUGCAGGGCCGCUGCUGCUGCUGCUUGCUCUUGCUCUUGCUGCUGGGUGGAGUGAGCGAGAGAUCCCAUGUGGCAUUGGAGCGCUGUCUCCUGCUGCUGCACAGUCUACUCUCACCUGCUCCGCCUCUCCCCUCGUUAAUUCUUGGCGGCUGUGUGGCGAGGAAGAAGAAGCGGUGAUGGCAUGCUGAUGGGCUGCGGGUUCUUGGAUGCAUUUGGGUGGAUAUGCGGACAUGGUGGAAGCUGUAAUUUGAGAGCGAUGGGAGCAUCUUCUUAGGGAUCCUCUUCCACUGGCUAGCCUACAGCUGUUUUUCUCCUUCAUUGGUACUCCAAUCUUGGCUGGAAUUUUGAAUCUUUUGUCCGGGAAGUGAUAAAAUUUAGAAAGACAACACAACCAUUGGCACUUCUUACAGUUGUGAGCGCUAAGCUGAGCCUCCAAUGGCGUGGCAUUUUACUGCGGCUUUCAUGAUCGCAACCUGUUUGAUGUUAUUCCCAAGAAGCGAGCAGUCCUCGCAGGGUGAGGUGCUGCAGCAGCUAAGGAAGCAGCUGGAGUACCCAAGGCAGCUGGAUGUAUGGAAUAACCCAAACAGUGACCCCUGCUACACCCAGCCUACUUCGGUGGUCACCGUGGCAUGCGAGGGGAACGCCAUUACAGAGCUUAAGAUUAUCGGUGACAGGAUCACCAAGCCACCAAAGUUCAGUGGCUAUCCUGUCUCCAAUAUCACCCUCUCUGAAGCCUUUGUUCUCGAUUCGUUUGUUACUACAUUGGCAAGGUUACCUGCCUUGCACGUUGUUAUCCUAGUAUCCUUGGGGCUAUGGGGUCCUCUUCCUGACAAGAUUCACCGGCUGUCAUCUCUUCAAGUGCUUGAUUUGAGCUCCAAUUUCCUUUAUGGAUCGAUUCCUCCGAAGCUGUCAGCCAUGCCAAAGUUGCACACCUUGACAUUGGAUGGGAACUUCUUCAAUGGUACCAUGCCGGACUGGUUCAACUUGUACUCGAACCUCACGGUUCUUCGCUUGCAGCGUAACCGGUUGAAGGGGCCCAUACCAGCAUCAAUUGGUAAAGCUACCAUGCUUAGUGAGCUUGCUCUUGCUGGCAACAGCAUCGCUGGCGAGGUUCCACAAUUAGGCAGCUUGAAUAAGCUUGAGAUGCUGGACUUGAGGGACAAUGAGUUGGAUGGGGAGCUCCCAGAGCUGCCUACAGCAUUGGUAACAAUCCUACUCAGCAAAAACUCACUCAAGGGCGAAAUCCCUGAGCAGUUUGGUCAGUUGAACCGACUUCAGCACCUCGAUCUCUCAUUCAACUUUCUCGUGGGGAAGCCUCCUGAAAAGCUCUUCGCUCUUCCAAGCAUCAGCUAUCUCAACCUAGCUGCGAAUAUGCUCAGUGGAUCAUUUUCUACUAGUUUAACAUGCAGCAGUACCCUUGGCUUUGUGGAUUUGUCUACAAACCAACUCACAGGUGACCUGCCUGUCUGUCUUAAUGUUAAUGUCAAUAACAGGGUAGUUAAGUUUGAUGGUAAUUGCUUCAGUGACGACCCUGAACACCAGCAUGAAACUAAGUAUUGUCAACAACCUCACAAGGGGAGAGGAUCAAACAAGGAUGUUGGACUUGUGGUCACUGUUGUUGGGGUGGUGUUUAUUGUGCUUGUGCUUUCUCUUAUAUUAAUGGCUUCAAACAGAAGAAGCUGUCAGAGAGUUUUAGCAGAACAACAGUUACUUCAAAAGCAAAUGCAAGAUAAUUCGACAUCAGGAAUGUCAACUGAACUGCUAGUAAAUGCAAGGUACAUAUCUCAAGCUGUAAAAUUAGGGACACAAAUAAUGCCCAUGUAUCGAGCAUUUUCUUUGGAAGAGCUCAAGGAAGCAACAAAAAGCUUUGAGAGGUCGGCAUUUUUAGGCGAGGGGUCAAUUGGAAAGCUGUACAAGGGAAAACUAGAGAAUGGAACCCUGAUUGCCAUAAGAUGUUUGGCAUUGCACCAACGAUACUCAAUAAGGAAUCUAAAACUUCGAUUAGAUCUACUGGCGAAGCUUCGUCACCCAAAUUUGGUUUGCCUCUUGGGGCACUGUAUUGAUGGCGAAGUUGAUGAAUCAAGUGUGAAAAGGGUUUUCCUUGUCUAUGAAUAUGUACCUAGUGGAACGUUUCCUUCAUAUCUUUCUGGCUCUAGUCCAGAGAAGACUCUGAACUGGUGUGAGAGGCUCCAAGUGCUGAUGAACAUUGCUAAGGCUGUGCAUUUCUUACAUACUGGAAUAAUUCCUGGUUCCUUAUAUAACCGGUUAAAGCCUUCUAGUAUUUUACUUGAUGAACACCUUGUGGCAAAACUGAGUGACUAUGGGCUAUCCAUAAUUACGGAGGAGAUAUACAAACAUGAGGCAGCAGGAGAAGGGCAGAGAUGUGUAGAAGACAAUGGUGGAGAAUUGGAAAAUUUGGAGGAUGAUGUGCUUUCUUUUGGAGGUAUUUUACUUGAAGUACUUAUGGGGCCAAAACGUCAUAGGAAAGAUCUCUCUGUGCUAAGUGAGCUGGUUCUGUCAAUAUCAAAACAGGAAGAGCGCGAGCAAGUUCUUGAUCCGGUUGUGCUGAGCACCUCUUCGCAAGAUUCUUUGUCGAUGGUGAUUUCCAUUACUGUCAAAUGUUUAUCAGUUGAAUCUUCAGCCAGGCCUUCGAUCGAAGAGGUUCUCUGGAAUCUGCAGUACGCUGCACAAGUCCAGGCAAUAUCUGAUGGGGACCAGAGAUCAGAAGUUUCCUCGCAGACCUGUUAGGCUAACUGAACAUAAAACACCUUGGAGGUUAUUGUCCAUAUCUGGGAAAAGACGGCGCCGCACGUGCAAGCUAAUUUGAUCUUGGUGUGCAGAAGAGAAUGACCAAACUGACUGAUCUCUUCCUGGGAGUAAUCCUGCAUUUGCUGCUACUUCAACAGCAUUUCUGACACAUCAACAAGUUAAUUAACAUGUCAAAUGCUGUAUGCUAAACACAGAUAUGGUCACGUUACGUCCUGUAAAGAGUUUUUUUUUUCUCGAUUCUAGCUUCCCAUUGCUGUGAAAGCAUCCCUAUGAGCAGUUCUUGAUUUCCAAACUUCCAAUCGUUGUAUUAGGGCAUUCUCAUAUAAUUAAGUAGUAGGACGAGUGAUGUGAUAGCAAAAUUGAUGAGUUGAUAGAGAAGGGUAUCCCAUGUUAGUGUAGUAAUGAGAAGAUGUAAUUCAUUUGCCACAUGACUCGUGCUAGUGCAGACCAAA
Molecule: messenger RNA, 3286 nt
Organism: Oryza sativa Japonica Group (Japanese rice)
Lineage: Eukaryota; Viridiplantae; Streptophyta; Magnoliopsida; Poales; Poaceae
Product: probable inactive leucine-rich repeat receptor-like protein kinase At3g03770
Biological process (GO): protein phosphorylation
Molecular function (GO): protein kinase activity; protein binding; ATP binding
Source: RefSeq, a predicted model, not a curated record